GUUCUCAUAGACCAGUUUCGUAAACAGCGUAGGUGUGUCAUCUGUCAAUGACUGUUUGGACUUGAUAGCGACCUAACUACUCGAAAUUCUGCUUUCAUAUAGCGAGGAUUUCUCCUUUUACAGUCAGUAGCAAUACUUAUCUCCUACAUUUAUUAUAUUUUCUAUCGCAUCUAAUAUAACAAAAAUCUGUCAACAUGCCCAAGUGUCCGAAAUGCCAAAAGGAAGUCUAUUUUGCCGAGAAAGUUUCUUCAAUGGGAAAAGAUUGGCACAGACCUUGCUUGAAAUGUGAGAAAUGUGGUAAAACACUCACUUGUGGAAGCCAUGCUGAGCACGAAGGCAAGCCUUACUGUAAUAAACCAUGCUACGCAGCUCUAUUUGGAGCAAAAGGAUUUGGUCAUGGUGGUACCGAGAGCCAUAGAUAUUAAGAGAAUAUAAAUAUUCUGUCGUGAUUUCACACCAAUAGAUUCUAUGAUACUAAGGAUUAUUAAAUAAUUUUUAAACAUGGAUAU
Messenger RNA from Octopus sinensis (East Asian common octopus), 509 nucleotides. Its product is annotated as cysteine-rich protein 1. The record is from RefSeq and is a predicted model, not a curated record. Lineage: Eukaryota; Metazoa; Mollusca; Cephalopoda; Octopoda; Octopodidae. The transcript has 4 exons. The coding region runs from base 195 to 425 and encodes 76 amino acids.